Messenger RNA from Staurois parvus, 557 nucleotides. The record is from the annotation of a GenBank genome assembly. Lineage: Eukaryota; Metazoa; Chordata; Amphibia; Anura; Ranidae.
CAGGUAUGCAAUGAGACUGAAGAAUUUCACAGGCUCAGCUGCCAAUGAAGGAGAGAAAAAAGCUAGCAGUAUUAUGUUACCGAUGCCUAUCUUUGCUCUACUUGAGAAUGUUUAAGUUAAAGAAGGACCAUGCUAUGAAAUAUUCCAGAUCGCUCAUGGAGUAUUUUAAGAACUCGUCCAAAUCUUCACAAGCGCCAUCUCCAUGGGGAGGCAAUGGAAAGAAUACAGAGACCCCUUCUCCAAUGUCACUGAGCCCAUCUCCAAUAGGAUCGGCUGGGAACAGCAAUGUGGCCCCAGGCUCCUCUUCUACAGGCACAGUGUCUAUUCCACAGCGAAUUCACCACAUGGCUGCUAGUCAUGUAAAUAUCACCAACAAUGUAUUGCGUAGUUAUGAACACUGGGACAUGGCCGACAAGCUUGCAAGAGAAAAUAAAGAAUUCUUUAUUGACCUUGAUACGGUAAUGGAGCCGUUAACACAACACAGCACCAUGACCGACUUGGUGCGCUAUGUUCGACAAGGACUUCACUGGCUACGCAUUGAAGCGCAGUUAUUGUAG